AUGGCAAAAAUUGCCGAACUUCGUUGGUUACCAAAGUAUCGCAAAUUCAAACGUGUCUUUUUCGAUAUCAAUCCGCUUUGUGAUCGUGUCCAACGAGAUAUAAACCAAAUUGGUAAUGCAAAUCUAAGUGCAAUUAAUUUUCAUGAUGGUGAAACAACAUUAGAAUCAUUAGAAGAGGAAAAUUUAAACGAACUCAAUGCCAUGUUUAUGUAUUCAUAUUUGCUCAAAGAUAUCUUGAUCAAAAUGGACUUUGGAUCUUCAUCAACAACUGGAACAGAUUCACUCAUUGACAGCUACCGACACAGACAUUUUGAUUGUUUAUCGAGGUCAAAAGUAUCAAACAAGGAAUUCGCUAAAAUAAAAAGUAGCUCAGGUGGUCUAAUUUCAUUCAAUAGUUUCUUAUCCACGACAUCAGAUAGAUUACUGGCUCAAGGUUUUGCUGAGGGGCAAUUGGGCAAUCCGGAAACAAAAGCUAUUUUGUUUAAAAUGAACAUUUGUUCUGAAAUUCAAUCAAGUCCAUUUACAUCUCUCAAUGGUCUCAGCUAUAUGGAAGAAGAAAACGAGAUUCUCUUUUCAAUGCAUACUGUUUUUCGAAUUCAAAGUAUUCAACAACAAACAAAUCGAUCUGACAUAUGGGAAGUACAGUUUAAAUUAACAAGUACUAAAGUUGACCAGAAUCUUGCACUUCUUACCGAACACAUGCAAGAAGAACUUGAAGGAGGAACAAGUUUACAUAAACUCGGUCAGUUAACAGCAAGAAUGGGAGAGUACGAAAGAGCACAGGAAAUCUACGAAUUAUUAAUUUUAUCGUCACCCCUUUAA
Rotaria sp. Silwood2 is the source of this 822-nucleotide messenger RNA. NCBI's taxonomy places the organism in Eukaryota, Metazoa, Rotifera, Eurotatoria, Philodinida, Philodinidae. The record is from the annotation of a GenBank genome assembly.